This is a messenger RNA of Tricharina praecox, 991 nucleotides long. RefSeq lists its product as uncharacterized. Bases 361 to 837 code for a protein of 158 amino acids. The record is from RefSeq and is a predicted model, not a curated record. The transcript is spliced from 2 exons. Lineage: Eukaryota; Fungi; Ascomycota; Pezizomycetes; Pezizales; Pyronemataceae.
CGGCUAUAGCUAACUACCGGUAGCUACAUCUUACAUCUUGCUGCUGAUUCGCUUCGGCCCAUGCCUUCACUUCCUUCCGUUUGCUUCCUUCCACAUUUGAUACCGGUACAUAUUCCACCUUAGUGAUCGCCUAUGAAGCACUUAGUACAUCGGUAGCCGAUUACUAUAGAGUAAACAAGCUGCGGCCGUCGGUUAAGCCCGUGCCUGUAAGCCCGUGCCCGUGCCCGUCAGGCGCAAGCACUGUGCACCAUCCACGGUCCACCGGUCAACGCGUCCACCCCACCUCGUCCACCUCCCCCCACCACCCCACCACCACCCCCCUUACCUCCCCCCGCCCCACCAGUAAAGAAGCAAACGAAGAUGCCCACCUCCGCCGAAAGCAAGACAUUCUUCAAGAUCCGCGACUACACAUGGGAGAACAACGCGGAGUUCCAGGCCGGGCUGCGGAGUAUCGUCUCCUCGGCAGCAGCGAAUGAUGUGCGUGUACUCACUAAUAGGGCGAAGUGUUUCUAUUUUGCGAAGAAAACAGGUGUGCAUGUUAGCGACGCGGAAUACCAGGCCUGGCUCGACGGCGGUAUGACGAGUCCGCCUACUACUCCGGACGAGCACGAAGACGAGCACGAGCACGGUCACGGUCACGAAGAAGUGGAGCAGGAGGCGGGAGGGGAGAAAGACGAAGCGCCGUACCCCAAGAGCUUUGCGGAGGUGGUGGAGCUCAUCACCGCUGGCAAGCCGAUCCCGGGGAUCAUGGAGAUCCCAGACACCAUCCUGCCGCUGCCGACGGAAGCGGAAGCGGCGACUGCGCCCGUCAGGAGGAAGCCCUGGGAGAAGGAGUGACGAGUGAUGGGUGGGCACUGAACACUGCAUGGGUUCGGGUGGGGGCAUUGUUGGCAUUGUUGGCAUUGUUGGCAUUGUUGGCAUUGUUGGCAUUGUUGGCAUUGUUGAGGGUUGGCGAGUGGGACAUGUGUACCUACCGUAUGGUGGCUGGCCU